UUCUUCUCACCACCUAAUGCAUCAACAAUAAUAUCCAUGCAAUUUAUAUAUAUACACACACACAAACACAUACCUUUCCAUCUUUAAAAAGAUUUCUCUCUCUCUUUCUUUAUAAAAAAAAAACCAAACUUUGAAUAUUUGAGAGCUCAAGUGUGAGCCAUCUUUUUUCUUUUGACACAUAUUUGAUCUUAUUAUUAGAUUUGUAUGGCAAGAAUGGUUAAAUGGGUCAGCAAAGUUUCAUUUUACUGAGGCAUAAAGAUGACACAACUCUGACAUUUUCCUGAGAAAGAGAAAGAAAAAUUAGGAAGAAAACAAUAUAUAAUCAAGUGGGCACACUACUACAAUUUUGCUUCACAAAACCCAAGUAGUACAAUGCUGUGAAGCACUAUUUUUCACUUCUCUUUGUAGCUGAGCUGAUCAAAGUUCACAGCUUUAUAUUAUCAUAUAUCAACACACAAGAAGGUUCUUUCACUUUAUGCCCUCUUUUCUCUUCUGGUUUUAAAGAUGGGAUUUUUAUGUAUUCAAAAGAGUCUUCUUUUUCUUCUUCUUCUUAUUCUACCUCUUCUCUGUUCAUCUCAAGAAAUUAAUGUGAAAAGAGUAGAUACUAUUAUGAUCGACAAAGACAACAUCAUUAAGAUGGAUCAUAAACUAUUGCUUAAUAUUACAAUUCAUGGAUUUCUUCUUUGGGCUUCAAUGGGAUUUUUGAUGCCUAUUGGGAUCCUCACUAUAAGAAUGUCAAACAGAGAAGAAUGUGGAAGAAGGCUUAGAAUUCUUUUCCAGAUUCAUCUUAUUUCACAGACUCUUGCUGUACUUAUUGCAACAGCAGGAGCAGUUUUAUCCUUCAAAAACUUCAACAACACAUUCAACAAUAAUCACCAAAGAAUAGGAGUAGCAUUGUAUGGAAUAAUCUGGUUGCAAGCCCUUAUUGGGUUCUUCAGGCCAAACAGGGGAGCUAAGGGAAGGAGUGUUUGGUUUUUUGCACAUUGGAUUCUUGGAACUACAGUGUCAUUAUUGGGAGUGUUUAGCAUUUAUUCAGGUUUACAAGCCUUUCAUGAGAAAACAUCAAAAAAAGUAUGGAUUUGGACCUCACUUUUCACUAUUGAAUUAUGUUUCAUAUGCCUUUUUUACCUCUUUCAAGACAAAUGGAGUUAUAUACAAAAACAAGGAAUAAUCUUGGGCACUACUACUACUACAAAUCCAAUGGCUGAGGCUCCUCCAAAAGAAAAACAAAAAGAAUUGAGUCUUGUUGAGAAUUAAUAAUAUAGUAUAGUAUAUAGUAAAGUAUAUUAAUUAAUUAUAUAUUUACUAACCAAAAAUCCAUUUCUUGUUUCUUUUUUUUUUCUUUCUUUGUUUAUUAAUAUUCUCAUGUGGGACACAUUGGUUUUUACAAUCCAGUGUUGGGGGUGUUUGAAGUUUGUAUAUUGGAUUGUGUAAUGAAAAUUUUGAACCUUUAUUAGUUAAAA
This is a messenger RNA of Cannabis sativa, 1463 nucleotides long. RefSeq names its product cytochrome b561 domain-containing protein At2g30890. The record is from RefSeq and is a predicted model, not a curated record. Gene Ontology annotation, molecular function: transmembrane monodehydroascorbate reductase activity. The transcript is spliced from 4 exons. Bases 505 to 1257 code for a protein of 250 amino acids. Lineage: Eukaryota; Viridiplantae; Streptophyta; Magnoliopsida; Rosales; Cannabaceae.